AUGUCAGACUAUCCGCCGAACCCUUCGUAUGGGCUGAACUAUGGAGCGCAAGACCCAGCCAAUCCUCCCUACCUCCCUCCUACCUAUCCAGCUCAAUAUCUGCAACCUGACGAUGGUCGCAUGGCUCAUACCAAUUUGGCAUCGAAUUAUGACGCGUAUGGAUACAACAACGCCGUGCCGGCGUUCAACCCGACUCCAAUGGGUUCUGCUGUUCCUCCAGUGCCCAUUUAUCAAGGUUGGAAUCAAGACCCAGCUCCCUUAGCCCCGUAUAAUCCACACAGCGGACCACAGUAUCCAGGCUAUCCUGAUAAUGCGCAUCACAACUCGCCCUAUUACCCCCAGCCUCAAGCAGUUUAUCAACCCCCGCCGCACGCUGCAAGACACUAUGAUGAAGGCGAGGUGAGCGAAGGUGAAUUUGAGGUUAAUGCAGGCCGUAUGAACAACGCGCCCGCCGCCUAUGGGGCAAGCCAGUUCCGUUCGAACGACAGUCCAGCUUAUGUUGAACCCUCUCAGCGCCCAAGCUACCCUAGACCUCAAGCCCAAGCUACCCAACAACCUUAUCGUGCUGUAGCAAACCACAAUGUCCCUACCCGGGAUUCUCCUCGAGCACGGCAACUAUCAGAUGCGUAUUCGCCGCAUGUUUCGCCUGUAGCAGUUGACUCCCGCGAUCAAGGAAAUACAAAUCAUAGUUACAACUCACAUACACCUCUCCCUACUACUGUGGCUACAAAUGGCGGCCUACAAGGUCAAAAUGGCCAGACUCAAAGCGGUGUUUCCGGAUCAUCUGACGCUCGGUCUCGUCCAAACUCCCGCGUCGCUCCCAUAAGCACAGAGGAUCCCAUCGUCCCUGCUAGUCAUGUCCAUACCCCACCAGCGCUGGGUGAAGCGUCAAAUGUGACUCCCAAAACUCUAGCUGAUGCUCGCAAGAAGGCUCAAGGAGCAAUACUUAAUCUAUGGCCAUAUGAUGUCCGCUUCCAAACCUACGUUGAAGAAGGGUUUGAGGAAGACCUAGUGGGUGGUCUCUUUGAUGAUCUCAGGAUGCCACGGGGAUCAGCUAAGCCUCUGGCAAAAGAUGGGGAAAUUAUCCCACAUCGAGCUGCUGUACCUUCCCCAUCUAACGGGGCAGCAAAAACAACUACCGCUUCACAAAGCUUGGACAGGCAUUCUGGCCUUAACGGUCGUUCGCCUCCAUUACCCAUCCAAAUAAGCGGUACGCAUGCUAUUAUAAAUUGCACUACGCCUACUAAGGCCGCUAUCCCUGUGUCGGUAAAUGCAGCAAAUACGGUGGCCAAGCCUUCAGCGGCGAUGACCGAGAAAGAGCGAACUCUCCAAUCGAAGAUGGAGGCUCUUCGGAAAUCGCGUGAAGAGCGUGCGCAGAAAGCAGCAGCCAAGAAUACUGCGAAGUCGCCUACCGAUGUAACUCCUAAUAUUCAGCCUCAACCGCAAUCAACUGCACCUGUACUGUCAACCACCCAAGCACACACCCCCUCCACUUUGGCUCUAAGUACAGUACCCCGACACAUUUCUCCCAUAGAGCACCCAACACCAGAUCCGUCAGUUUCGACCGAACCCGUCAAGCAAAAUAACCAGCCGCAGGCUCCAGCCAUCCCUGGGCUAUUUCUAGCAUCGACAGCUCCACGUGCAGGGUCUCCAUCGAAUGCUCCGAGCAUGGCAACUACGACUACUCUAAUCAACCAACGCAAGCGUCCUGUGGCAGCUGAUUUCGAUCCCCUUCCUAGUACCAUCUCCCAGUUUAAACGUCCCUUUGGCCACAGUGGCCAUGACCGGCGUUUGGUGAUUGAUGUAAGUGAUGAGGAAGCCGACUCGGAUGACGAAGAUGUGGAAAUGGAUCUCGAGUCACAAGCAGACCAAGAUUCCCCCAUGCAACCCCCACGGAAAAUGUCUGAUCAGCGAGCUGCUGCGAUUCAUAAUCUACAACCCUUGUCUGAUUUCCCCUCACGCAAGCCUUUCACGCCUCCUCCGAACUCAUCAGCGGCCAGCACCCCUCCUACGUCCAAAGCUGCGCUCGGGAGGCCGGAAGUAUUACAGCGAAAGGAGAGCCAAAUUGAACAGUUGAAAAAGAGGAUUGCCGAAGCGGAAGCUCGGAGAAAAGCUCGUCAGACCCCGAGUGGCACCCAAACUCCUCGCGCUGGUGACAAUCAAAAUGCGGAGACAGUAGAUGAUACUGGUGGCAAUGCUAGUCUUACGAGCAAGGUUGAAGCAUCAAUGAAGAUGCAACAGCUCAUCGGCAUCGCCGACAAAAAGGUCAACUCAGACCAGCAAAAGCUACUGGAGACCCAGGCUGCCGAGCUUGAGAAGACGGCUGAGUUGAAGCAGAACGAAGAUGAGAGCAAACGCCUUCGCCUCGAAAAGAUCGCCCUCGAUCUCCCACUCAUUGAUGUGCAAGUCCAACAGACCCAAACCAAGCUACAGCAAUUACGAUCCGAGGCAGCAAAACUUGAAGCCGAGAUCUUCAGAAAUAUGGAGAUAAAGCAGCAAAUGGCUGAGGAAAUGGAACGCCUAGGACAAGAAACGGAACAGCGGCUCCAAGCGGAGAAGGAGAAGCUUCAAUAUCUGACAAAAGCAGAAACCGGAAAUAAUGGUACCAACGGCGACUCUUUCAUCCCCCCUUCCUCGACCAUAACCGAGGCUGGGAUUAUAAAUUCACCGCUGCCCGUCGGCGGCCUCGAUCAGACGUCCCCCUCUGUCUCCAAUGAAUCUCAACCAUUGGAAGCCGCUAGUAUACAGGAUCUCGACCCUAACAGCCAGCAAAACCCUGCUCGUAGCGUCGAGGAUAGCGAGGCCAAGUUGAUGGGGGCGACUGGGACUACCCAACAGCUGCUGCUCGAUCCGCACGAUCAAACGUCGGCCGACCACGCUCUAGAAGCAGCCUUACAAGAGGCAGUACGUGCUGAAGCCGACUCUCAUGCACACAACGAUUUGGAAAUGGAGGAUUCGUUUGCCCCUGAUCCAAAUCAAUUGGCUCCCGAGAGCUCACCCAGUCUUGCCGAUGAAGGAAGUCAAAGCCCAGUCUAUUCACCAGUCCUCGAGCGUUCAGUUCCAGAUGUACUUGAGGCUGACGGAGAGUCGGAUAAUUACGAACCACCUGAAGCAACGCCGCCUGUGGAUGCACCUUCUCCUGUUGACUCUCCUCCCUUCAGUCCAGCCCCACCAGAUAUGGUUAUCGAACCCACAAGUGUUGAGGAAUCGAUGCAAUUAAUAGAUGACACUAGCCGCGAGCCCGCCAGCGAUAUGCCACUGCAUCAGAAUGGCAGUGCGCCGCGGAAUGAUGUCAAGAGCGGUCCUGAGAAGCCUCGAUUCUUCACCCCUUACGAAAGCCCGCUCAAACACUUUGGCGCUUUCCGAUUCCACCCUACUUACAAGCAAGAGGUCCCUGGGGGGUUGCGGUCACUGACUUAUAGCCAUAAAAUCGACCCCGACGUGGAAUUCUGUCGAUAUGAGUUGGCAGGAGGCAUUUGCAACGAUACCACCUGUGAAUUUCAACACUUCCGAGAUAUUGGCCUCCCUGAUGAUGCCGUAUUGACCAACCUGGGCAGCCCUGAACAGUUCAGCCCGUCGCAACGCGAGAAGUUCUGUGAGGGUUUAAGAGCGGUUCUUACCGGUUUGCGCGCCCGAAAGAUCAAGGACUUUGAGGUGAUUGCUUCCGAAAUCGUCGCCCACCGAUCCAAAUUCCUCGGCGACAACUCCAAAGUGCUCAAUCUCGAGGGCACAGGUAUCUGA
Molecule: messenger RNA, 3741 nt
Organism: Venustampulla echinocandica
Lineage: Eukaryota; Fungi; Ascomycota; Leotiomycetes; Helotiales; Pleuroascaceae
Exons: 5
Coding region: 1-3741 (1246 amino acids)
Cellular component (GO): nucleus; exosome (RNase complex)
Source: RefSeq, a predicted model, not a curated record